AUGACCAUCACCGGACCGGCCGUUGCUUGCGGUCACACAAAUGGGUCCGCCUUCAUGUCACGUGUAGCUUGUGUGUUUUUUGUCACUUCAGUAUUGAGUCCCAAAUGAUUUUAGUUGUUUUUCUGCCGAUUUUUUAUGCCUCGGACGUUGUUUGUGAAUCGCACGGCAGCUGGCGCCCAUUCAUACCACCGAAAAAUAUCAAGGAAGUUAAUAUCCCCAGCAACUUCGAAGAUGCUCUUAAAUCCUCCGCAUUCGUUGACAAAACCGGUUUCAUCCGCGAAUUUUUCGCGAGCAAAGAACCGCUCUACAUCUCUGCACCGCAUGGUUUCGGAAAAUCAACCACCAUAGACAUGCUCAGAAAAUUCUCGGAAGCAAAGGUGGACGUGAACGGGACUCUGAUCGACAGGAACUCAACACGCGACUACAACAUGUUCUUGGACAAGCGGCUCGAGGUGACGAGGGAUUCGAGCUUUUUCAGCAAACACUUCUGCCAGUACCCCGUGUUGGAGUUGCGUUUUAAGUACUUGAUGGCCUCUCGGUCCCUCGGGGAGUUCGAGCGCUUCUUUCGCGCAGUCGUUGUUGUUGCCUCCAAGGAGCACUCCUACCUUACCCGCUCCAGCAAACUUACCCAAGAGGAGCGGCAACGCUACAGCAUCAUCUACAACAACACCCUUAAAUCUGCGCCGGAGGCGAUGGCCAAGGAGAUGACAGCCCUUCUGCAUGCUCAUCACAAGAAGAAAUGCAUCGUCCUCAUCGAUGACUUCGACUCAAGUCUUGUCCAAGUGUUAGCCAGUCACAGGAUCUUCAUCAGCGAUGUCCAGGCUAUCUUUGAAAUGCUCCAGAAAUUCUUAACGGUUGUGGUAAAAAAGAACGAUCACCUGGAGAAAGCACUCGUCACUGGUUGUGUCCACCUCGUCUCUGAAACAGCCGAGGACCCGAAAGACGUUGGCAUUCGCAAUGUGGUCUUCGGGCAGGACGAGAAAAUUGCCCAAUAUUUCGGCUACACAAAUGACGAGGUAAUGCAUCUAUGUCGUAAAACGAAGAAAGACCGCCAGUUGGAUGUGUUACGAGCAUGGUACGGAGGAUAUGCAGUUAGAACUAGUUCGAUGAAGCUAUUCAACAUGAUAUCAAUCUCAAAAUUUUUUAAGACAGGAAACAUUGCGAGCUAUUGGGAAGGUGGAAAUGCUACCAAAGGUCUAGAUUUUAUUUUCGACUACAAAAUUAUUGGUGACGAGGUACGAAGAGCUUUGUCCUACGGCACAUUACUGCGAAUUAAAGUUGGGCAUCCUUUCUCGAGGAUAUUCUCAGUCAAGGCAAUCGUGGGGCUCGUGGAGAAGGCACGUGCUUUUUACGAAGGGAAGGACGUUGACUCGCUCAUGUCGCAGAGGGAGCUGCUGUUGAAGUAUUUGACCGACCACGGCUACUUCUCCGCUUGGUAUGACGUGGCGCGGAACAAGGAAGUCUUUUCAGCCACCAUCCCCAACUACGAGGUUCGCGGUCUCCUCGAUGGUUUUAUCUACACGCCGCUCUUCUUCGAAAGCAAAUACAACCUCACCGAAGUCACCAUAGGGGCAUUUAUCCAAUCGCUCUUCAAUCUCACUCAGGAUAAAUCUGGGUACAAAGACUUAGCCAUGGCCAUGUCGAAACUAAUCACCGACGAUCCCACUAUCGAGGGCGCUGCAGAAUGGAUUCGGAUGUUGGCUGUCUUCGCGGACUACUCCCAAAAAUUUGAGUAUAUCGGUCGUGAGAUGCUGCCAAACAAGGAGGAAGGCCAAAACCUCAUCAUCAUCACGAAAGAACCAGAGCUACCAAACGGAAAGGGUCCUCGCACUGGUAUCCUCAUAAGGGUCAUGACCGACAAAAAAAAAUUAGCGCAAGUGGCGCUCGAGGAUAUCCUAAAGCACGGUCAUCAGCGGGUAUUCGAAGAAAAGCUCAAAAUGCUACCCAUCGGGAACAAGAUCCUCAUUGGAAUGCACCUUGCCAAAAACAAACUAGUCACACUGAGGUACUUGGACGGUAGCACAAACAUAAAAAAAGCCCGCGAUGCGACCAGCGCCGAACAAAGUCCGAAGCGCCAUUUCUGGCAGAAACUUUUUGGAAAAAAGACAGACUCUCCCCAAGAGAGUUAAAAACUCAGAAAAAAAGAUGUUGGUUUGUUUUCAAUCUCUUUAAUUCUUAUCAGAAAUGGAUAGUUAUUAUGAAAGUUAGUACAAAAUAAAUUAAUAAAAAUUGUCACAUACACAA
Molecule: messenger RNA, 2244 nt
Organism: Bemisia tabaci
Lineage: Eukaryota; Metazoa; Arthropoda; Insecta; Hemiptera; Aleyrodidae
Source: RefSeq, a predicted model, not a curated record